Molecule: messenger RNA, 1659 nt
Organism: Aspergillus puulaauensis
Lineage: Eukaryota; Fungi; Ascomycota; Eurotiomycetes; Eurotiales; Aspergillaceae
Gene: nimT
Product: putative tyrosine protein phosphatase MIH1
Exons: 4
Coding region: 1-1659 (552 amino acids)
Biological process (GO): positive regulation of G2/M transition of mitotic cell cycle; positive regulation of G2/MI transition of meiotic cell cycle; G2/M transition of mitotic cell cycle
Cellular component (GO): cytoplasm; nucleus
Molecular function (GO): protein tyrosine phosphatase activity
Source: RefSeq, a predicted model, not a curated record
AUGGAACAUUCAUCACCAUUGGCUGCCAUGCAGCCUCCAUCUGUACUGCUUGGACAUUGCUUUCGCUCGGAUGCACCGUCGUCCUACCAUGGAUUUAGUCCUUUGCCAGGGCUCGGUGGGAGUGGAUUCAACUUCAAAGACUUGUCUAUGAAGAGAUCUCAAGGUGACUAUUUCGGUACGAAAUCGUUUCGGGGCUCAUCCCCAACAGCGAGCCUCGCUGCGGAUCUGUCCCAAAACUUUCACAUCGACCAGAGCCCUCAGGUUGCUACGCCACGACGGUCUUUGUUCUCUGCGUGUUUGUUCGGGAAUGGAAAUAGACACGAAGAUGCGAUGACUACUCCUCCGCUCCCAUCUUCACCUGCUCCCGCGAUGGAUAUCAUGGACAUGUCUCCGUUGCCUCACAAGCCACCAUUCACCAGCACACCUGGAAUCGAGCUGGACUCUCCUAUGCUCGAGAGCUCCCCAAUGGACACGAGUAUGAUGUCGAAUGCCGAUAGCCUCGUCCCCGAGUCACCUACGGUACCACUGAAGGAUGGACAACAAGAGAGAAGACGCCCGACGUUUUUACGGCCCAGCCUGGCCAGGAGCAAAGCGCAGUCCUUUCAGCUGGGAAUGACGAAGCCCGCCCCUGAGAGCCAAGGACCCCCAUUCAAAUUCCAGACCAGCGCUUCGUCGGGUGUAGCAGCGUCUCUGGAAGACAUGUUCAAUGAGUCACCCCAGCGUGAACGACCCUUGAUCCGGAAUAAUUCUUCCUGUGGUCUCUCCAGUUCGAGAUUAAGGCCGUCCUUAGGGAGCUGUGGAAGCCACGUCCGUGGAAAUGGAUCACCAUCGGCCGCUUCAAUCCGCAAGAGUUCUCACCCCCACAUGCGCCCCCGAAAGCAAUGUAGACGAUCAUUGAGCAUGUUUGAACAUCCCGAGGAUGUUAUUGCCGACAGCGAGGCCUCUUAUACAUCAAAUGCACCACUCCAGUCCAUCAGCGACUUCGAAGAAACACAGGCUCUGCAGCUUCCUCACUUCAUUCCUGAAGAGAAGGCAGACAACUUACCUCGCAUUAACAAGGCUACCCUCGUGGAUAUCAAGGAUGGGAGAUACAAUGAAAAGUUCGACAGCAUCAUGAUCAUCGACUGCCGGUUCGAAUAUGAGUACGAUGGCGGGCACAUCGUUGGAGCUAUUAAUUACAAUGACAAAGAGAACCUGGCCGCACAACUAUUCGCGAGCCCCCAACCUCGGACUGCGAUAGUCUUCCACUGCGAGUAUUCCGUUCACAGAGCCCCCCUUAUGGCCAAGUUUAUUCGACACCGGGAUCGUGCUUAUAACGUGGACCAGUAUCCGCAACUGUCUUACCCUGAUAUGUAUAUCCUUGAAGGAGGCUACAGUAGUUUCUUUGCUGAGCAUCGAUCUCUGUGUUUCCCUCAAAACUAUGUCGAAAUGUCCGCCAAAGAGCACGAGUUUGCUUGUGAACGCGGCCUUGGGAAAGUUAAGCAACGAUCCAAGUUGAGCCGGGCCCAAACCUUCGCCUUUGGCCAGCAGUCCCCUGAAAUGGAGGAUAGCCCCACGGGAAGGUGCCGAAACAACCCUGGUGAUCGCAAGCUUCUCGCUUCUCCAUUCAACGACAGUCCUGCCUCUCGCCUCUCCGGUCGCCGUAUGCUCUCAUACUAA